UAAUUAACGCACGGCAAUCUCCACACAACAAUCAAUAGACCGCGAGACAAGACAGCGAAAACAAAGUCGAUCGAUGAUCGGCACAAUCGGACGCGGCGCUCCCCCCUGGGGGCGGCGCGAGGGGGCGGCGAGGGGGCGCGGGGGCGGCGGGGGGGCGGCCGCGGCUCGCGCACAGACGGGCGGCGCCUCCCCGACGAACAUGUCCUGACCGUCUCCCUCAGCCUCCACAUGGACAACUCCUGCCUCCUCGACCUCCUCAUCAGGUGUUUCGCCAUGACGGAGCCAGAAGACCUGAACUUCACGGCCUUCACGGACCUCUGUCGGCUCUGCUCGCUGAAGAGCGGGCCGCGACUGCACAUCUUCGACAAGGAGUCCGAGCAGCGCCAGAUCCUCUACAAGCUCCGGAGCUGCCUGCCCACCAUGCAGAUAUCCAAAGACGACUUCCUGCCGAAGAAGAUCUGCGAGCGCUGCGUGACCCGGCUGGAGCAGCUGUACGAGUGGCGCCAGAGCUGCCUCAGCACGGACAGCGUGCUGCGCAACUACGCCGAGAGCAUGCGCAUCGUGACCUCUACCAUCAACUUCCAGGAUGGAACGGUGAACAUGGACAAAAUGACGGAGGCUCAGAAGACGGCAUACCUCGAGGCGCACGUGGCGGUCCAACAGCACAUGGCGCAGGCGGCCGCUGCGGCUCGCAGGGAGCAACAACAACAGCAGCAGCAGCAGCAGCAACAACAACAGCAACAACAGCAUCAGCAACAAGAACAGCAGCAGCAGCAGCAACAACAACAACAGCAGCGGCAGCAGCAGCAACAACAACAGCAGCAGCAACAGCAGCAACAACAGCAACAACAACAGCAGCAGCAAGCUCAACAGCAAGCUCAACAGCAACAACAACAGCAGCACCAGCAACCACAAACCAACACAAAUAACACACGCCACCAUCAAGUCCUGCAACAACAAGCGCAAACAAGCAACAACGCGCACCAAGGCCACCCGUCGCCGCCGACCGUCAGCUCGACGCAGCACCACUACGCGGCCAUCACCUCGCCCAUCAAGGUGCCUCAGGUCAGCUCCAGCACCGGCGGACCUGAUAGCACCUUCACUGUGCCUGACGACGUCGGCAUGGGCUUCGAGGGAGGUGUUAGGGUGCUGCAGAGCUUGGGGAACUGGUCCCCGGAAGUAACAAACACGAUACCCAGGCCGAAUUUAAUACCCUUCACGGAGCCAUACGCAGAAGGAGGCUCCAUGCACCCCGGGACGAGACUCAAGGCUCUGCAGACCACGGCCAUCACCACCGUCCGGAAGCACACCACCCACACUACUGCUAUCAAGACUACUAGCUCCACGAGUGAUGGUAGUAAAGCAUUCGAAUGCACGGUGUGUGGAAAAGGCUUAGCGCGGAAAGACAAGCUAACAAUACACAUGAGGAUACACACAGGAGAGAAGCCGUACGUGUGUGAAGUGUGCAACAAAGCCUUCGCUCGGCGGGACAAGCUGGUGCUGCACAUGAACAAGCUGAAGCACCUCACACCCUCCAACAUUGCGCCUCUGGGUAAACGAACCAUCACAAUACCUCCCCUGAAGCUAGACGAUGUGAAGCCUCAACUAACGAAGCAAGAAGACACCAAGCCAAGCCAAGCGGAGAUCGCGGCAGUGGCGGCGGCGGCACAACAACAACAACAACAGCAACAAGCGGCACAGCAGCAGCAACAACAACAACAAGCGGCACAACAACAACAACAACAACAACAACACAGCCACUCGCAGAUGCAGAUCUGCCAGGUACAAGGGCACAGCUUUACGGUCAACCAAAACACGGGCCUAGUGCACGCGUCGACCGGCGGCGGCGGCGCGGGCGGCAUGGUGGUGUCCUGGUCCUGCGAGCUCUGUGGUAGACUCUUCGCGACUAGAGACGAGUGGUCCAACCACGCCAAGAGCCACCUGCCUGAUACGAAGCUGCUGCAGGAUAAGAUGCAGCAGACCACGCAACAUCAGCAGCAAGACAAAGUGCACCUGACGAACCAGGAGAAGCUGCAGCUGCUGCACCACCACAACCAGAACCAGCAGAUCCUGAACGGGCACGGCAUCGCGACGGCCGUGUCCACCGCCAGCGUGGUGAACGAGGGCGGCGGCGCCUACUUCACGCACAACCACGCGCACUACACGCCCGAGCGGCAGCACAACAACCACGCACACCACCUGUGCCUCAUGUGCCGCCAGGAGUUCUCCGGCAAGGCCGAGUUCAUGUUCCACGUGCGCGGCCACUUCGAGGGCAAGGUCACCGACCUCGCCGCCGCCGACGCGCUCGCCAGGUCGCUGGUCGACAACUCCGGCCUGUGCACCUGAGGCUCAGCCCAAUCGGGGGCUUACAGUGAAGUGUGCAACAAAACCAUUCUGCAGGACGACACGAUCAUGCUCAAGUUCUGAGACGAGCUGCUGUUGUAAAUACGUAGGUGUAAGGACUGCUGUAGCGUUUAGUGUGGUGAGAGUUUGCGUCAGAUAUAUUUUUGUUACUCUUUUUUUGACUGAUCGUCGUUCGGAAAAUAAUUGAUGUGCAUAGAUUCUACUUCCCAGAGUGAGCGGUCCCAACAAUAAUAAAGUAUGAACGGUUUUAACCUGGUAAUUUUUAUGGCAUUAAUAGUCGGGUAGUAUUUAUAAACAGAUGACUGAUACAUUUAAAAUUAUAUUUGUUUUGUUUAAGUUUUUUGUUUAAUGUGUUUAUUUAUUUAAUUUAAGUAUAGAUAGAUAAGUAAGUAAGCAAUACACAUUAAGGUAGUUUCUAGUCUACAAAAGAGAAUCGAGUGAACUCUAGUCAUUGCGUAGAGCAUAAUGUUUCUAAGUCUAGCACUUGUCGAAACAUUGUCAUAGUUUGUAAAUAAUUUAAAAAUAGUAUACGUAUAGGUACCUUGUAUUUUUUUAAUAGGUAUCUAAUAGUUGCAUAGCUGCUUACGUUGUACAUAAUAAUUAAAUUGUGGAAUAAAAUUCUGCCAAGUGAUUACACCUAGCUGCUUUUAUAUCACUAACAAUUAUACAAAGAAAGUGAGUGGUAAAUAAUAAAUAAUCAUAUUUCAUACUACCUACCUAAAUUUUCCACCGAACUUAGCUUCCCAAAAAUAGUAUAUUUUUAUUAGAACCUUCUUAAAAAACUCAAAUUUAAAUUAUACAUAGGUACAUGAUACAGACUGACGCGAAAAGCGACUUUGAUUUGUACCUACUAUCACAUGGUUUCAUUCUAUUGCAAUUUUCAGUAUUUAAACUAUAGUCACAGGCAGACUAAUAAAUGUAAGAAAAUUUUAAAAUAUCUUUAGCAAAUUGCAAAUGAAUCCUAAUUUUACCUCCUCCUUAAAACAGCGUAGGUACCUUAUAAUUUAGUAACAGAGCAUGUCUCUAAUCUCUAUGUAUUAAAAGUUUGUUUUUUUCGACAGGUUAGUAAAUUAUGUAGUUACCUAAUUACUUUUAGUAGAUACAUACCUAAUAGCAAUAAGGACGAGUGAUUUGGUUGAAAUGGUCGGUAUCGAUGAUAGAAGAUGCUAAUUCGAUAACAAAAUUAAAAAUAUUUAGGAAUUACCAACACGGAUGUAAUAAUAACAUAAUUGCAAGUAGGAAUAAGAUAUAGAUCUUAUCUCUAAAAUAAAUACAGAAAUUGGAAAGGAUCGGUUCAUCGCAUCAAUCAUUAUCAUCAUGACAUAAGCAGAAAUUAACGAUGCACUAUUGAUAAAAUUCAAUAGGUAGGUUUUAGUAAAAGAUUUUUUGGUGUUUGUUGUCGAAUUAACAGCUAAGAUUAGGUUGUAAGGCCCGUGCUAAAGGGUAAACUUGAAUGAGUUUUCCUGCGGUUCGGGAAAUUUCUAUGUGUUCCUUAUGCCGUGGAGGGUGUUCUAACUGUUUACAAAAUCUAAAGAAGUAUAUUUUUUAAGUAAAAAUUAGUUAACUUCAAUCGAUAUAGUUAGCCGUCUUUGGGCUACGCUGCCACAAAAUAAAGAUUAUACAAACACAUACAUUAUGUUAAACUUAUAAUACCUACCCCUCUUUAUACGUCGGGAGUAAAAAAAUUAGUAAAAAGUGCAGUUUUUAAAGAAUUCAAAGAUCGUAUCUAAAUAUCUUAAGGGUGCGGAGAUAAAUCUAAUUUCUAAAUAUCCUACUUAAAUAAUGAUUAAACCACACUCUUAUGGCAUAGAAACACAAGAAAUCAGAGCACGAUGAAAGUUACAAAAUUGGCUAAGGUUUAGGAAGGCAAGCUCGCGCGCCAGUAGGUAGCUGUAGGAGAGUAGGAGGGACAAGAAUGCAAUACGGAAUAGGUAUGUUUAUUAAAUAUAAUAAUUAAUAUUAUAUUUACUGACGAAAUCCAAUGAGAUUGUAAAUAGGCAUAUAGAUAUUGGGGUUGGGUGGUAAUUUUGAAGGCUCUAAACCAACAUUUAAACAGAUUGAUUUCGGGCGGCAACAACAGAGACCUAGAGAGCUAUAGAAAGUGGGAACACUAGGUAAACAACAAUAGCAUUAGAAUUUUUAACAACCGAGGUGUAAAUAGUUUUGGUCGCCUAACAAAAUAAUAAAAAAAUAUGAUUUUAACAUAGGUGUGUACGUAACGUACGAGUAUUUAAGUAUAUUGUAAUUACAUGAUAAUUAGGUAUGAAGUAGAUAUUUUUAUGCCGUUCGUCUUCCAAUAUAAUGGUUUAUCCUAUAUACUUAUAGAAUUUAAGUAAGAUCAGAAAAUUACCUGUACUUUUUUUUCAAAAUCAUCAUUAUGCUUUAGGUCUAAACCAUAACCAACCAAUGCUUAUUAUUGCUUAUAGCCAAUUUAUCCCUGGAUUCCAGUUUAAAACUAUGCUUCGUUUGACCAUUUUUGUGGCGAAAAUUUCUAUAGGAAUCAACCUUGAAUCUAAAAAUGUAAUGAUUUAUAAAAUUAUUAAUUUGAUUUGAAUAAAAAUUUACCAUGAUCCAUGAUUUAUUUUUGUUAAAGUCACAGCAAAUUUAACAUCUUGUAUUCAUAAUAUUAUUUAACUAUGUCCCUAAGUUUUAAGGGAUAAUUAUUGUAUUGUAUGAUAAAUAAAGUUUAUUUCAAUUGGGAAGGUGUCUGUCAGGUUCCUGUCCUCCGAGAUAAACCGAGGAUCCGUGAACCGCGGUCACUCUAGUCGAAAACAAACUACGGCUAUAAAGAUAGUUUUCCAUCAGCGAGGCGAGAAUUGAAUUGGAACUUGUAUGGAAAACACAGACGCGCUAAGAGAAAAUGUACAAUUUUCUAUCUAUCUAUCGACCUAUAACACCUGCCGAUAGCAUAACAUUUACAGCUUUUGUUUUUUAUCAAACUGGAAUGUCGUCCCACGACACGCCUUCCUAAAUGAAAUUCACUGUAAUUAUUGAAGAAUAAAUUGGCUUUCCAAUGAUCUCAGUGUAUCUAGUCGAAUCGUGUAUUGUACGUAAGAUAGAUAAGUAAAUAGUAAGAACUUAAGUAGGUAUAUUAAGUUUUAAGAUACGUACUGAUAAUUUAAUUUAUUAUUUUAAAAUUGAGAUCCAAUGUCGAAAUUAGCUUUUUAAUAUUAGGCUAAUCGCGGAUGGCUAGGGCGGUCAUUCUGAACAAAUAUAAGUAAUUAAAAUAGUUUUCUAUACAAUGUUUGCUAUAUAGACAACUUUUUCUUUUUAAACUUUGAGUGAUGUUUCUUUCCCUCAAAUUUUCAUAAAUAGAGAAAAGUACCUACAAUGAUUAAUGUUUUGAAUGACUACCUGAGUUUACCGCUUUUGGUUUAACCGUCAGACCUACCACUGUUGCAACAUUAUGUAUCCUGUACCCUGAAAAACCACAUGUUUUAUAAUACCUACCUAUCGGGGCCGUUUCAUGGGAAGUAGAAAAUAUGCACAGGUAUUAUAGAAUUAAGACUACUUACAAGAGUUGUUACAUUCGUCAUACGACAAGAACAUAAUUAUGUCAACAUCCAAAAUUGCCGUCUAUCAAUGUGUUACUUAAUUAUUAUUUUCUAUUUGAAUGUUAAUAAUCUAGGAACAAAAUUACUAAAAUAUUUUUAGAUAUAAACCUAAGUAGAGUGUUUCGACCUAUCUCGGCCAAAGCAAAGAUUGGAAAUCUAAAUUGUUCUCCCAUAUUUAAAUGUGAUGUAAAAAUAUAUAUUUAGGUACUGACUUAGCAGCAAUAAUAAAACAUCGCAUAUCGAUACAAAUUGCUACUUCAAGUUUGUAAAAAAUCCGUAAGAAAGCUUUUGGAUUAAAAAAAUAAGAAUGAU
Plutella xylostella (diamondback moth) is the source of this 6230-nucleotide messenger RNA. Lineage: Eukaryota; Metazoa; Arthropoda; Insecta; Lepidoptera; Plutellidae. The record is from RefSeq and is a predicted model, not a curated record.